CCAAGGCACCUCCCUGGCACUAGGCCCAUUCAGAGACGAAAGGGGAAGCUUUCCAGGUUCCCUCCUACUCCAGUGCCCACUGCCAGCCACUCACCUGUGUCCCAUUCCUCAUCUGGAAAUUAGAGAGGUGGGAGCAGCUGUCGAAGUCCAGUAGCUUCUGCCACUGUCACAACCCCAGAUGCCACCCCAGUUGCCAUGCCACUGCCAUUGUGCCUCCCCGCCCUGAACUUUGGCUCUUGUCUUUUCUUUCCAGCCCGGGCAGGUAGCUGCCUCUUGUUAGGUUCUGCUCCCUCCCUGGGUAGCACAGUUAGGCUUAGCGAUCCAGCCAAGGCAGACAGACAGGGUCAGGGCCUCAGUCGGGCUGUGGAGGACAGGCAACAGAGACAGCAGGUGAAGCCGCUGGGCUUCCUCAAAUCCUCCUCCUUGAUGAAGCUGCCUGGCAGGCUCAAGGCGCACCAGGAUGCACUCCCUCGGCUGCCUGUGCCCCCGCUCCAGCAGUCUCUGGACCAUUACCUCAAGGCACUGCAGCCCAUUGUGAGCGAGGAGGAGUGGGCCACCACCAAGAAGCUGGUGGACGAGUUCCGGAACCCGGGGGGCGUCGGGGAGCGGCUGCAGAAGGGGCUGGAGCGCAGGGCCAAGAAGUCGGAGAACUGGCUGUCCGAGUGGUGGCUCAAGACAGCCUACCUCCAGUACCGCCAGCCCGUGGUCAUCUGCUCCAGCCCGGGUGUGGUUCUGCCCAAGCAGGACUUUGUGGAUCUGCAGGGCCAGCUCCGGUUUGCUGCCAAACUCAUCGAGGGCGUUUUGGAUUUCAAGAGCAUGAUCGACAACGAGACCCUGCCUGUGGAGCAGCUGGCGGGGAGGCCGCUGUGCAUGAACCAGUACUACCAGAUCCUGUCCUCCUGCCGUGUGCCAGGCCCCAAGCAGGACUCCGUUGUCAGCUUCCUAGAGGCCAAGAAACCGCCCAUGCAUGUCACUGUGGUGCACAACUACCAGUUCUUCGAGCUGGACGUGUACCACAGUGACGGGACGCCCUUCACCUCAGACCAGAUCUUUGUGCAGCUGGAGAAGAUCUGGAACUCGUCCCUGCAAACCAAUAAGGAGCCGGUGGGCAUCCUGACCUCCAACCACCGCAACACCUGGGCCAAGGCCUACAACACUCUCAUCAAAGACAAGGUGAACCGGGACUCGGUGCGCUCCAUCCAGAAGAGCAUCUUCACUGUGUGCCUGGACAAGCCAGUGCCCAGGGUCUCGGAAGACGUCUACCGAAACCACGUGGCUGGCCAGAUGCUGCAUGGGGGCGGCGGCUUGCUCAACAGUGGCAACCGCUGGUUCGACAAGACGCUGCAGUUCAUCGUGGCCGAGGACGGCUCCUGUGGACUCGUCUAUGAGCAUGCGGCAGCCGAGGGGCCCCCCAUCAUCGCCCUGGUGGACCACGUCAUGGAGUACACGAAGAAGCCGGAGCUCGUGCGCUCGCCCAUGGUGCCCCUGCCCAUGCCCAAGAAGCUGCGGUUCAACAUCACCCCCGAGAUCAAGAGCGACAUUGAGAAGGCCAAGCAGAACCUCAGCAUCAUGAUCCAGGACCUGGACAUCAUGGUGCUGGUGUUCCACCACUUCGGGAAGGGCUUCCCCAAGUCCCAGCAGCUGAGCCCGGACGGCUUCUUCCAGAUGGCCCUGCAGCUGGCCUACUACAGGAUCUACACCCAGGCCUGUGCCACCUACGAGAGUGCCUCCCUGCGCAUGUUCCACCUGGGCCGCACUGACACCAUCCGCUCGGCCUCUGUGGACUCGCUGGCUUUCACCAAGGCCAUGGAUGACCCCAGCGUGCUGGAGCACCAGAAGGUGGAGCUGCUGCGGAAGGCCGUGCAAGCACACCGAGCCUACACCGACCGAGCCAUCCACGGGGAGGCCUUCGACCGCCACCUGCUGGGCCUCAAGCUGCAGGCCAUUGAGGACCUGGUGAGCAUGCCGGACAUCUUCAUGGACACCUCCUACGCCAUCGCCAUGCACUUCAACCUCUCCACUAGCCAGGUGCCCGCCAAGACAGACUGUGUCAUGCUCUUCGGGCCUGUGGUCCCCGACGGCUAUGGUGUCUGCUACAACCCCAUGGAGACCCACGUCAGCUUCUCCAUAUCGGCCUACAACAGCUGUGCUGAGACCAAUGCCGCCCGCCUGGCGCACUACCUGGAGAAGGCGCUGCUGGACAUGCGCGAACUGCUGCAGCGCCACCCCCGGGCCAAGCUCUGAGUCCCUGUGGCCAGGCCUGCCCGCGCCACAGUGAAGGCUGUGGAGAUGGGCACCUGCCAGGGCUCUGCCCCUGGCUUCCACAGCUCCUGGCCCUGGGUCUGACCAAGCCAGGGACAAUGUCCUCUCGUGAGGUCUGCAGGCCCAAGCCAAGUGCCUUCCAUGACUGUCCCCAGGAAGUGCCAGAGCCCAAGUGCUGGGUAGAUUUGAGACUGAACAGGACGGAAGACACAGGCCCCAGGCCCCGGCGUGUCAUCCUUGGGCCUCCCUGGCCAGGAACAAGUCCAACCCCGAACUGGCCAAAGCAGGGACCUAAAAAGAGCUCCUUUCUUCCCAGCUUCCCAUCUCCACGCCAAGCCAGGAUCUGUACCAUCUCCCAUCUCCCAGUGACCCGGAGACAGGUUUAGCUUUGGCCGAGGGCUCUAGGCCUCCCCGAAGCAAGGGACAGAUCAAGGGGACGCUCGAGGGGCUGUCCUCAUGUGGCCGCCGUGGAUGAUGUGGCUCGGGAGCCCGGGCCUCUCCCUGAUCCUGACGCGCACCGGUGGUGUACAGUGUGAAGGUGCCAUGUGGCUGAGUAAUAAAGGAGAAAUAUGCUGGUGAGCUCGAGUUGCAGCAGAGCAGCACCCUGGGGACA
Messenger RNA from Heterocephalus glaber (naked mole-rat), 2875 nucleotides. It is a transcript of the gene Crat, whose product is annotated as carnitine O-acetyltransferase. Gene Ontology annotation, cellular component: peroxisome. The record is from RefSeq and is a predicted model, not a curated record. Gene Ontology annotation, biological process: carnitine metabolic process, CoA-linked. NCBI's taxonomy places the organism in Eukaryota, Metazoa, Chordata, Mammalia, Rodentia, Bathyergidae. Gene Ontology annotation, molecular function: carnitine O-acetyltransferase activity.